CUCAACAACGCUUGCACAACGACAGACAUCGAUCUAUUCACAUAAGUCACUGCUUUCUAAAGCGCCAUGCUUGUGAAACACAGGCCAACAUUUCAGGCUCAACGAUAACGAAUAAGACAGCCACCGACAUAGACCUUCUUCGGCGGUCGAUUGCUCCGCGCACAAUACCCUCAUCUUCAUUUCGACACAUUUCAACAUGGCACCCAAGCCACAGAGAUCCGCCGGUGGAAAAGGGAGAUCAGGGGAUGACAAUAAAGAAGACCCUUUGCAAGCCAUCCUCAUCGCCGACACUUUCGAAACUAGAUUUGCACCAUUUACCCUCGAACGGCCGCGUUGUUUGCUGACUUUGGCCAAUACUCCACUUAUCGAGUACAGUUUAGAGUAUCUUGCCAGCGCGGGAGUCCAGGUGGUCUAUAUCUAUGCUGGAGCUCAUGUCGACCAAGUCGAAACAUACAUCGAGGCUUCUCGGUGGAAGUCGCCUAAAUCACCAUUUGACAACAUCACAUUCCUCAGAUGUGUUGCAAGCUCAGUCGGCGAUGUCAUGCGAGAUCUGGAUCAAAAGCAUUUGAUGUCAGGUGAUUUCAUCUGUAUCAGUGGCGAUGUGAUUUCCAAUUUUCCCAUCGAAAAGGCUCUGAAGCAACAUCGAAUUCGCAGAGAAAAGGACAAGAAUGCUAUCAUGACCAUGGUUCUCCGCGAAACCCAGCCCGGCACGCACGACCACGCAGGAGGAAUCGUGCCAACAUUCAUCCUAGAUCCUAUUAAAGACCGUUGUCUUCAUUACGAGGAAGCAUUUGCUGGUACCCAAUUCACUGGCCACGUCGAUCCAGAAAUUCUAAAGACACCCGAAAUCGAUGUCAGACAGGACCUCAUCGAUUGCAGAAUUGACAUUUGCACCCCAGACGUUCUAAGUCUCUGGUCUGACAAUUUUGACAAUCAGGCACCGCGAAAGGACUUUCUGUACGGAGUGUUGAAAGACUAUGAACUGAACGGCAAAACAAUCCACACAUAUAUCGUUACCGACUAUUACUCCUCAAGGGCAGCGGACUUUUGGUCAUACAAUGCUAUCUCGCAGGACCUGAAACAAGGUCUAGUCCCAUCGUUGGCAGUUGAGAACAACGUCUUCGCAGACACCCAUUACGAGCGCUCGCCGUCUGGUGACAUCCUGGAUAGCAAAGUGAUCAGGGCCCGCCCUACGAGGAUUGCUGCCGGUGCAAUCGUUGGCCCAGAAUCCAGCAUAGGAGCUGGAUGCAACAUAGUCAACAGCAUCAUAGGCCAACGAUGCCACAUUGGAAAAAACACACAAAUCGAUGGUGGCUAUAUCUGGGACGAUGUUACAGUUGGCAACAAUGUCAAAAUUUCCAGAGCAAUUAUCGGCCACGAAGCUUUCAUUGGCGACAAUAGUACAAUAGGAGAAGGUGCCUUGAUUUCCUUUGGCGUUAAAAUUGCACCAGGGACGACAGUCAUGCCAGGCUCUCGACUUUGCAAAACCCAGCAGGGGUCGGCUGCAGCAAACGACCAUGCCCUGGUCGGCGGCGACGAAGGAGAAGGCCAUGCAUACGUUGAAGAUGAAGACGACUUAGAUGGCUCAAGAAUCUCCAAACUAGUCUACGGAAAAGCAGAGUUCGCCGAUUCGUUAUCAACGUUAGCUUCUGAUGUAUCUCACGACGAGCUCUCUUCGAGAAGUGACUCUCGGCGGCAGAGUUUCGCCACGUCUAUCUCAGACGAAGACAUUACAGACCGCUUCCAGCAUGACACAGUUGCAAUCCUAGUUCAGCGCAUGCAGGAAGGGAAGCAGGCAGACGACAUGUUGAGUGAAUUAAUGGGGCUUCGAUUUAGUGGGGGUGCCGAUGAAGUUCAGGUCCGCAAAGCUGUCGCUAUUGCUCUGAUGAAGCAUAUCCACAGCGAAAUCGAGGCUGGUAUGUCCGCGGCUGAUGCGAGUCGACGAGUUCUGAGCGCAUACCAUACUCUCAUUCGACGAAAAGGGGCAUCUCAGGCGACCGAAGAGCAAGUUUCCUUCUUGUUAGAAGCACAAACAGACUUGACCCGGAGAAAGGAUGGCGGAAAGGUCUUGUUGUUUGUCAUCAAAGACUUGUACGAUCUGGAGGUUUUCGGCGAGGAAGCGUUCACGGACUGGUGGGAGGAUGAGAGGUCAAGCAAUGAGCCCGAAUUGGCUGCCUUGAGACAACAAAGUUCGCAGUUUAUCGACUGGCUGGAGAAUGCGGAGAGUGAAAGUGAGAGCGAGGAAGAUGAGGAUGAAGAUGACUGAUUGCGAACCUUGACUGAGGAAUAUCACUACAAUGAAAUAAAAAGGAUGUGAUAGCGCAAUAAGCUACCACAGAUGUACCACUA
Molecule: messenger RNA, 2349 nt
Organism: Exophiala oligosperma
Lineage: Eukaryota; Fungi; Ascomycota; Eurotiomycetes; Chaetothyriales; Herpotrichiellaceae
Exons: 1
Coding region: 197-2266 (689 amino acids)
Biological process (GO): biosynthetic process
Cellular component (GO): eukaryotic translation initiation factor 2B complex
Molecular function (GO): translation initiation factor binding; translation initiation factor activity; guanyl-nucleotide exchange factor activity
Source: RefSeq, a predicted model, not a curated record